This is a messenger RNA of Aspergillus chevalieri, 675 nucleotides long. Its product is annotated as TauD/TfdA dioxygenase family protein. The coding region runs from base 1 to 675 and encodes 224 amino acids. Gene Ontology annotation, molecular function: oxidoreductase activity. The transcript has 2 exons. The record is from RefSeq and is a predicted model, not a curated record. NCBI's taxonomy places the organism in Eukaryota, Fungi, Ascomycota, Eurotiomycetes, Eurotiales, Aspergillaceae.
AUGCUGAUGCUACGUCUACAGGGAAACAACCUCUUCCACGUAGACUCGAGCUUCAACCCCCGCCGCGCAGGCUACUCCCUCCUCCUCGCGCACGAGCUCCCCCCACCAGGAACAGGCGGCGCAACAGCCUUCACAGACACACGGACUGCGUUCGACGAUCUCGACUCCGAGACCAAGCAGGACUUGCUGGCUCACAAUUACAUCGCCGCACACUCCAUCCUGCACUCCAAGAGACUUGCAGCCCCGGAGUUUUUCGCCAACAUUGAUCCCGCAGGUUACCCCAUGGGCCGCCACUAUCUCGUCCAGCGCCAUGAGCCGUCUGGUAGAAUCAAUUUGUAUCUGGCAGCGCAUAUCCACCAUAUCGAGGGUCUUGAGGCCGAAGAGUCAAAGAGUCUGUUUGAGAAGUUGUUUAAGCAUGCUACGCAGGUAAAGUACGUGGUUGAGAUUGAGUGGCAGCAGCCGGGUGAUUUGAUUAUUUGGGAUAAUACCUGCACAAUGCAUAGGGCUGUUGGCGGAAGCUUUGCGAAGAAGUAUCGCAGGGAUAUGAGACGGGCGACGGUGCAUGAUCGGAGUAGUCAGGCGUGGGGGUUGAAUGAGCACUCUAAUGCGGCCGAAAAGGGCUACUUCGGUGGCCGUUUUAGGAGUCCUGCUAACCCCCGUCUUGGCAUCAGGUGA